This is a messenger RNA of Chrysoperla carnea, 1324 nucleotides long. RefSeq names its product UDP-glucose 4-epimerase (gene Gale). NCBI's taxonomy places the organism in Eukaryota, Metazoa, Arthropoda, Insecta, Neuroptera, Chrysopidae. The transcript has 5 exons. Gene Ontology annotation, biological process: beta-D-galactose catabolic process via UDP-galactose, Leloir pathway. Gene Ontology annotation, molecular function: UDP-glucose 4-epimerase activity. The record is from RefSeq and is a predicted model, not a curated record. Gene Ontology annotation, cellular component: cytosol. The coding region runs from base 158 to 1228 and encodes 356 amino acids.
UAGAUCAAUGUUUGAAAAUUCGUGGUGAAAACUAAAUUUUUGUAUAUAUUAAGUUAAAAUUCUAAGUAACCUGAAUUUUUGAAGUUACUAAAAAAUUUUAUACUGAUUUAAAAAUUGUUUUUUAAGUAUUUUGUUUGGCUUGUUAAAUUUUAUAAAAAUGGCAAAUGGAAAAACGGUGUUGGUUACGGGAGGUGCUGGUUACGUUGGGUCACAUACUGUUGUAGAAUUAUUAGAACAAAAUUAUAAUGUUAUUUCAAUUGAUAAUUUAGUCAACGCAUAUGCAGACAGUCCAACCGAAAAACCGGAAUCAUUAAAGCGAAUUGAAAAAUUAACUGGAAAAUCCAUAACUAGUUAUAAUAUUGAUAUACGAUGUAAAGAUAACUUGGAUAAGGUUUUUAAGACUCAUAAAAUAGACUACGUCAUUCAUUUUGCCGCUCUGAAAUCUGUUGGUGAAUCAUGUGCAAAGCCAUUACAGUAUUAUCAAAACAAUAUCAGUGGCUCUUGUGUUUUAUUCGAGGUAAUGUCUGAGAAUAAUGUGAAAAAAUUAGUUUUCUCAUCAUCAGCAACGGUGUAUGGUACACCUCAAAAAUUACCACUAGAUGAGAAUCAUCCUACUGGCCAAGGUUGUACAAAUCCUUAUGGAAAGACAAAAUUUUUUGUUGAAGAAAUAAUGAAAGAUUUAUGUAGUUCAGAUUCUGAAUGGAGUGCAAUUUCUUUACGGUAUUUUAAUCCUGUCGGUGCUCAUGAAUCGGGAUUAAUUGGUGAAGAUCCUUCAGGAAUUCCAAACAAUUUAAUGCCUUUUAUUGCUCAAGUGGCAGUUGGUAGACGUGCAAAAUUAAGUGUAUAUGGUUCUGAUUAUGAUACAAUAGAUGGCACUGGUGUACGAGAUUACAUUCAUGUAAACGAUUUAGCAAUAGGUCAUGUAAGAGCUUUAGACAAGUUUUGUGAUAAUAAUUUUAAAGGUUUCAAACCGUACAAUUUGGGAACGGGAAAGGGUUUAUCAGUUCUGCAAAUGGUUGAAGCAUUUAAAAAAGCUUCAGGUAAAGAUAUUCCAUAUGAAAUUGUUGACCGACGUCCAGGUGAUAUUGCAUCAUGCUAUGCUGAUGCUAGUCUUGCUCUAAAAGAAUUGAAUUGGAGUGCCACAAAAGAUGUAAAUGCUAUGUGUAAAGAUACAUGGAAUUGGCAAUCAAAGAAUCCUAAUGGUUACCAAACGAAGACUGCUAAUUAACUAUAUUUCAAAUAAUAUUGACUGAAUAAUUUUUAUAAAUUUCCUAGUCAAAAUAGAUCAAAGUACAAGAAAUAAAUAUGAGCUCAAUUAUUUAAA